Messenger RNA from Naegleria fowleri, 1977 nucleotides. RefSeq lists its product as uncharacterized. NCBI's taxonomy places the organism in Eukaryota, Heterolobosea, Eutetramitea, Acrasida, Naegleriidae. Bases 1 to 1977 code for a protein of 658 amino acids. The record is from RefSeq and is a predicted model, not a curated record. The transcript is spliced from 3 exons.
AUGAAAAGGGCCAGAAUUAAAUCAAAAACAGUAUCUCAUAGAGUUGAUGAUGAUCAUAAAGUGGAUCGGAGUCAUGAUUCCAUUAAUUCCAAGCUCGGCUCAGAAGACCAAAAUACAUCUCUCAAAACACUUUCCAAUGAUCGCAAAGCUGAAUACUCGGAAAAUGGGCUUCAUUCAGGAUUAGAAAAAGAGUCCGAAGCAAUGGAUCGAAAAUUAAAAAAGUUUCUUGAUGACGAUGACUUGAUGAAUUCUUACUUGAGAGAGGAACAAAUCUCGUCAUCACAAAGUCGAAGUAGAAAAAAGAUUUCUCCUGCAAUAUUGGAAUUAUUAGAAGCAAAGAAAAGAAUUCUGACAACUUUGUGGGAAGAUUCUGAAACCAAUUGGGCUCACAGGGAAACAUUCAUGCACUCUCAUUUCAAUGAAGACGCCCAUAAAAAUUUUGAGCAAAUUUCAAAAGAGACCAUGAGAGUUUUUGAGAUUAGAUGGUUAGAUUUAAGAAUUAAGGGUCUCAUAGAACAACGAGAAAACAGCCUCAGAAGUUUGCGGAAUAUUUGUGAAAAAAAUUCCCUUCAUCCAAAAGAAUCAGGUUAUAUUGAUUCCAAGCUUUUUGAAAAAUUGGUUGGAGAUGAGAUUGUUCUGUUCAGAACUAUUAGUCUCUAUAUCAUUGAGUAUAUUGAAACAUGGAAAUCCAAGCAAACUGAGACAGAUCGAGACGUAUAUUUAUUUGAAGAUAAUGAUUAUAUUUUAAAAAUGUCAUCAGACCUAAAACCACUUGUGGAGCGAUUUUCUCAAUUGUACAAUUAUCUAGAAGAAAAAGAGUUGAACUUUCAAUCUCCAUUAUUCCUUCCAAAAAAUCCAAGAAUGUACUUCAAAUAUUAUGGACAAAGAUUGGACGCCUUAGAAAACUCAGACUUUGAAGAAAACCAGUCAAUAAUUUCCAAGACUACAUCUGGAACGCUAGAUGAGGGCUCCUCGUUUUUUUUAACUUCUGUAAAAAAGAACUCUGAUGAUUUCAGUGAUGACGAAGAACUUGAGAUCAAACCUACAAGGGAUACUGCCACAAACAGAUCCAUGAGAAGUGCAACAUCUCAAAACACAAUUAAUAUGCUGAUAGCUUUAAAUCAAGAAAUUGCACGUAAAGCACCUCAAACAGGAUCCUUCGGAAAAGUGCAGCAUUUUAAUGAAGAAACAACAUUACUUGAAGAAGAUCCAGAUGAUUUGGAUGAUGAUGAAAACCGCCUUGUAUAUAAUAGAGUAAUGUCAGCAGACAAACAAAGUGAUAUUUCACAGCCUAAAGAUCUAUUAGAACAAAUCCAAGUGCAAAUGCAAUUGCCCCCUUUGUUGGUAAACCAAGCAUACUCUGACCGAACCAAGCGUCACAAAAAGUAUACAGAACCACUCAUUUCAAUCAGACAUGAAGACUUGUUAGAACAAUUGGAAAGAAGAAAUCCUCUCCAUUACAAAGAUUUGAUGGAAAAGGAUCUUAUUGAAUUUUCCUCUGAUUUGCAAAACACCUUCAAUCAAGAACAUUCAUCUUCAAAACGAGACAAGGAUCUCCUAAGGUCGCUACUCUCUGACAGCGAGUCAAACACGAUGGAAAUGAUCCAAACGUUAGACGAGCAAACCAAGGUGCAUAAUAUUGACUUGGCAAGCACCAAAAAGGUACUCCUAAAGAAAGACAAGCUUAUCCAAAAGUUUAAACAGCAAGAGGAAAAGAAUCAGAUCAAUGAAAUGUAUGAAAAGAUGUUGGAGGAGCAACAUGCAGCCAAAACAAAGUUAGAAAUUUUGAGAAAGCGACACAUUGCUUCUACGUUUGCCAAUGCCAAAUCUCCUCAAGCAACGUCAACAACCAUAAACACUCUUAGGCUCAAGUUUGCUCCUCCAGAUCCAGUAAGAGAAAUGAGACGAUUAGCUUUGGCAGAAAAACAUAUUGCAGCUCAUGAAAGGGCAACAAGCACUCAUUAUUAUCAUAUUUAA